This is a messenger RNA of Sclerotinia sclerotiorum 1980 UF-70, 162 nucleotides long. RefSeq lists its product as hypothetical. The transcript has a single exon. Lineage: Eukaryota; Fungi; Ascomycota; Leotiomycetes; Helotiales; Sclerotiniaceae. Bases 1 to 162 code for a protein of 53 amino acids. The record is from RefSeq and is a predicted model, not a curated record.
AUGAUGGUUAUAUUCUUAAUAGGACUAGCUAUUGUUGUCAUUAUCAGGACUUUUUUCUGUAACACAGAAGCGCUUGCUAUUAUAGCUUGUGCGGGAGAUGAUAGCCUUAGCCUUAUGCUUCGCUUGAUCCUCAUUGCAAUGUCUGGCGUGCCGGGCAUGUGA